Molecule: messenger RNA, 3230 nt
Organism: Acinonyx jubatus (cheetah)
Lineage: Eukaryota; Metazoa; Chordata; Mammalia; Carnivora; Felidae
Product: small integral membrane protein 10-like protein 2A
Exons: 1
Coding region: 270-497 (75 amino acids)
Source: RefSeq, a predicted model, not a curated record
CCCCCUCCCCUCCGCGUCCAGGGGCUCGCGAUCUCCGGCGCUCCGCCCGCCUCGAGGCAGCUCAGCUUGGUGGCCCUCGCGGAGGACUGACGAUCGCGGAUCGCCGCGGCCCGAACGCGGCGGGGAAGGAGGGCGUCCGCCGGGCAGCGCGGCUGACAUCUGCGGUCACGGGGUCGGCCUCCCGCGCGGAGAGCGGCCCCGUGCGUCCCUCCGUGAGUCGAUCGGUGGGUCCGUGCAGCCGGCUCAAAGCCCUGGGCUCCCGGCACCAAAUGGGAGGCUACACCAGACCGAUGGCGGCGGCGGCGGCCCUGUCGGGCCCGGGGGUGCGGCUGUCGCCCUCGGCGGCGGCCCGCGGCUCGUACGGCGCCUUCUGCAAGGGGCUCACGCGCACCCUCAUCACCUUCUUCGACCUGGCCUGGCGGCUGCGUACGAACUUCCCCUACUUCUACGUGGUGGCCUCGGUGAUGCUCAACGUCCGCCUGCAGGUCCAUAUUUAGAGCAACUAACUUUGUGGCAUUCGGGGUGGGGGGCCCGGCGGGAUGGCUGGCUUCCACCCACCGGCUCGCCAGCCCUAGAGCAAAGCGGCCAGUUCGACUCUCCCGCACGCAGACUUGCCGGUCUGCCUUUCCACUGCCUUAUCUUUUAAUGUAAAUGGGCGGCUAGAAAUCAUCGUUUGCCCCAAGCCCACAGUACAACCAGGAAAGCCUAAGAUAGAAUGAAAAGGUGAUUCUCUAGGAAAUAGAUAAUUCAAGGAACAAGGAAAGAACUUUAAACUCGGAAAAUCCUCACAAAUACUUGAGAGGCUCUUGCAUCCAUAAAAACACAAAACAGCCCAAACGGUAGGAAAUGACCAUGGUCACAGGAUGCCCGAAGGGGGAAAACAAGAGGAAAGGUUGCUAAGAACUUAAAGGUAAACUAACCGUACCAUAGUGGUGCAACUAGGAGGCAAAUCUUCCAAACGAGAAAAAGGGGUGAACAGACUUUCAACGGAAGGGAAUGAAUUCUGAGCAAUAGAUGGGUUGAGUUAGACGCUGGAGGAAAUGCAUACGAUCUGGAAGGCAUACAUUUCUUCAUCCCCAAAGAGAACCCAGUGGCGAACGGAAACCGCGGAGGAGAACGAACCUUUCAAACUGUACAAGGAAGGCAUGCUUCAAAUAGAAAGCAACCUCGGACGGGGCCUGGUUUUGAAGAGUUGCCAGGAGUGGAAGAAAGGGAAUCCGCUUGGACCCUGAUUGGCACGUGCACCAUGACUCUGCGGUCACAGAGGAGACCAGUCACCCGGUUCAACUCAGCUCUUCAGUGAACGAUAUCGGAAUAAUCAUUUCAGUGGAAAUAUACGUUACGGUUUUCCGCUUUUAGACUGAAUCUGUCAGCUAAGAAGGGAAGACAGUUAUAGUUGUAGAACCAGACGGCAAUGUUAGCCACUCGGACAGUGUGGGAGUCCAGGCAAUAGGCAGGCAGGCAGAGAGGAGGAAACGGAACAGUGGUGUUAUUCUCAGAAAGCAGAAAGUCCAGAUUCUGUCUCUAGUUGAAAGAAUAAGGCAGGUUUGGGGAUUGUAUUAUUAAAGUCAACAAAGUAGCUAACAGGAGAUUUAAAAAUAGUGAUUCAGCCAUUUUGAGCGGGUAGGAGGUUCUGGGAGGGCAGGAAGUCAAAAAAUGCCUCCUGUUAUCAAGUCAAAAAAUAGUAACAAAAGCAUAUUCUCAAGGAAGAAAAAAGGUAACCACUAAACAGACGUGUAAACGUUUUUGCUGCUGGCUGGGGGGAACUGCGUUGAACAGGAUGGGCGGGGAUUUACUACUUUUCAUCAUAUGCCUUUUUUAUUAUUUGAUUUUUUGAAAACUGUGUAUGGAUUGCUUUGAUUCAAAAUUAAAACUUAUUGGGGCGUCUGGGUGGCUCAUUCGGUUGAGCAUCCAACUCUCCGAUUUCAGCUCAGGUCACGAUCCCAGGGUCAAGGGAUCGAGCCCUGUGUCCGGCCCAUGCUGAGGGUGAAGCCUCCUUAAGAUUCUCUCUCUCCCUCUGCCCCUCUCCCCUGCUCACUCUCUCUCUAAAGUAAAAAAAAAAAAAAAAAAAUUGCAGAUCUUCAGUCCCCUAAAUCAGAACCUGCAUUUAAAAAAAAAACUAAAACUUAUUAAAAACUGCAUUUACUGCAAUUAGAAGGAAAUUUGGGGGAGGGGGAGCAGGUAGACCCCCAAGGCAAAAGUUUAAAACUGAAAAUGACCAGUAAUCUUCAGGUAGCCCAGAGCUUCCUCACUCUCUGAAACUGCACAGGCAAAUUUCUGCAGUGUCGCAGUUAAGGUAAAAAAAAAAAAAAAAAGCGAGAGAGAGAGAGAGAGAGAGAGAUUUAUUUUAUAAAACUUAUAAUUUUUCAAAACUGUUUUCCGGUUUUGUUGAGAUAUAAGUGAACAUCUAACAUUGUGUAAAUGUAAGCUGUAUAGUGCGUUGAUUUGAUACCCUCCUAUAGCUGACACCUCUAUCACAUCACAUAAUUACUGUUUUUGUGGUGAAAACAUUCCAGAUUAGUCUCUUCUCAACCUUCAAGUAUAUGACAGAAUAUUGUUAACUGUAAUCACAACUCUGUCUUAGCUCCCUAAAGGUCGUUCAUCUUCUAACUGGGAGUUCGUGUUUAUGGACCAACACGGAGGUCCUCACUUCCCCCACCCCCAUCCCCGCCCCCAGUAAACACCAUCCCAUUCUGUUUCUGUGGGUUUGGCUGUUUUAGAUUCCCCAUUUGAGUGCGGUCAUACAGAAUGUUGAUGGACAUUUGGACGAGUGCCUCAAGAUGUUUAGACAAGAUGCCUACAUUUUAGUGUUGGUCAUAAUAGCGAGACAGUGGAAAUUAACGAAAUGUCCACCAUUAGUGUAGGGGCACAGGGCAGGCCGCCCCAAGAUGGGCCGCUUUGGCAUGAACAUUAUUUUGAGUCAAAAGCAAUCCAAAUCCAGCACAUGCAGGAAAAACUCUUCACCUCCCCCUCAACUGCCUGUCUUUACCGGGAAGAGAGCUGGGAACAGAGAUUCCUUUUUACUUAAGAAACUUCUCUGCAUAACAGGGCGACCUUUGUUUUCCAAACAUCUCCUCCCCGCUUCCAGCUAAUGGUCUUUCUCCCCUUUUAUUUUUAGGCCCUACCCCUCUUCUUAGCUCCUAUAAGCCUCAUGUUGCCUCACUGUUUUUGUAAUCUCAGGUGUGUGUGGAUUCCCCAUAUGUCUGCUAUUAAAUUUGAUUUUCUGUUAA